UGUCACUUGUCACUUCAGAUUUGUUAUUGUAGGUUAAAUCAAAGAUUAACCUCUUUGGUCAAUAAAUUAUCUUUCAUAAAUUUUUCUGAAGAUGCUACACGAAAAUAAAAGAAAAGCUGCGGACCAGAACGCUCUGGUUCCAGCAGCUAAGAAGGCCAGAAAUGAAGUCGCUAAUGUUAACAAGAACAAAAGCGUAUUACAGGCUGCCCCAGCAAGAACUUCCAAUCUAUUUGCUCCAAUAAUGUUAUUGGAAGGACAUGAAGGCGAAAUAUUCACAAUCAAAUUUCAUCCUGACGGACAGUAUUUGGCAUCCUCUGGUUUUGAUAGAAAAAUUUUGCUAUGGAGUGUUUAUGGAGAAUGUGAAAAUAUCUCCGUUAUGACAGGUCAUACUGGAGCAGUAAUGGAUCUUCGAUUUUCUAGGGAUGGUUCGAAUAUUUUCACAGCUAGCACAGAUCACACUCUUGGACUUUGGGAUGUACCUACAGCUCAAAGAAUAAAGAAGUACAAAGGGCAUACUAAUUUUGUCAACUGUUUGGAUGUUGCCAGGAGGGGUCCCCAUUUAAUUGUUUCUGGUAGUGAUGAUAACACAGUAAAGAUUUGGGAUAUUAGAAAAAAGCAAAGUAUAACUAGUUUGAGCUCUUCAUAUCAAGUUACAGCAGUUUCUCUCAAUGAUACAUCAGAACAAGUUUUCAGUGGAGGAAUCGAUAAUGAUAUUAAAGUUUGGGAUUUGAGGAAAGAUGAAGUAUUGUAUACUUUGAAAGGACACACUGACACAAUCACUGGGCUAUCGUUAAGUCCUGAUGGAUCAUAUUUAUUAUCCAAUUCAAUGGAUAACAGUCUUAGAAUAUGGGAUAUAAGGCCAUUUGCUCCUGUUGAGAGAUGUGUGAAAGUAUUCUCAGGUCAUCAACACAAUUUUGAGAAGAAUCUGUUAAAGUGUUCAUGGUCAAAAGAUGGUAAUAAAGUAUCUGCAGGGUCGGCUGAUCGAUUUGUGUAUAUUUGGGAUACAACAACGAGAAGAGUUCUUUACAAACUUCCAGGACAUAAUGGAAGUGUGAAUGAUGUAGAUUUCCAUCCAGAUGAACCAAUAAUUGUUUCAGGAAGUAGUGAUAAGCAAAUUUACUUGGGAGAAAUUGACUAGUGACUCUUCGCUAGAAUUUGUGAAUUCAAAAAAUGAUAGGUUUCAUUACAUAAAUUAUAAAUAUAAUUUAUAUAUCUAAUUGUUUAUUCUCAACUACAACAGAUUAACAGUGAUGUUGAAGCCAAACAAAAGAAAUAAAUAUUUUAUAACU
This is a messenger RNA of Coccinella septempunctata (seven-spotted ladybird), 1289 nucleotides long. RefSeq names its product U5 small nuclear ribonucleoprotein 40 kDa protein. Gene Ontology annotation, molecular function: RNA binding; protein binding. The transcript has 5 exons. The coding region runs from base 92 to 1138 and encodes 348 amino acids. The record is from RefSeq and is a predicted model, not a curated record. Gene Ontology annotation, cellular component: catalytic step 2 spliceosome. NCBI's taxonomy places the organism in Eukaryota, Metazoa, Arthropoda, Insecta, Coleoptera, Coccinellidae.